Didymodactylos carnosus is the source of this 2986-nucleotide messenger RNA. Lineage: Eukaryota; Metazoa; Rotifera; Eurotatoria; Philodinida; Philodinidae. The record is from the annotation of a GenBank genome assembly.
ACUACAUAGAGAAAGAGAGUCAGAAAGAAAUCUCCUCCUUUUCGGCGUUUUCCUUUCGAUAUUUUCCUUCUUCCAUUAUCCGCUUUCGACGUUUGCCUUUUCGGCAUUUCGCUUUUCUACAUUUUCCUCUUCGACAGUUUGCUCUUUUUUUUAUCGACAUUUUCCUUUUCGACGUUUUUCCUUUCGAUGUUUUCCACCAAGAUCGUCAAAAAGCUCUUGGGAAACGUAUUUUGCCGGUGAAAACAUGUCUCCAAGUCUCUUCUUUCGCAUGACGAAAAACACAGCUCUUUCGAUGCUUUGUAUUAAAACUUACUCAAAAAACAGCCAAGGUUCUUAUAUUUUGACAGAGAUAGUAGUCACAAUUUUCCUUUAAUCUUGCCACAUGUUAUAAUUAACAAUUUUUCCAUAGGUUUUCAUAACUAGUUUUUUCUUGUUUCCGUUCCAUUCGACUAAGAAGUUCACCGAUGACACAUUCCACAUGUUGUUGUUAGAAUAAGUGAGAGUGGAAAAUGAGUACGUUUAAACUGAUAGAAAUAUAAAACAAGACUUAAUUUUACAUCUAAAAGUGAUGUUCACUCUCCAGUUGUAAUAUCCGUUCUUCAUUUAGACGAUCAACCAUCCGGUGAUUUUGUUCUUCGUUUUUGUUCUCGAUUUUCUAUCGCUAAUUUAAAUGAUAUUAUUCAAAUUGAUGUUCAAACUGAGAAUGAACAACCAUCAAUAGAACUCUAUAGUUUCUAUUCAUCUGUUAUCGAAUAUAUUCAACUCUACAUAUUUAACAAUAAUUUGUUAUGUGAUGAAAAAGAAUAUGAUCGACUUUCAGACAUAUUAUGUCAAAUGAAGUUUAUCUGUGUCGAUCGUUUAACAAUUCAGUAUCGAUAUGAUACUACUUUACGUGGAAAUAAAGAAGAAGAUGUUUAUAUUCACAACAGUUUCUUUUAUAUAUUAAAAAAAUAUGAAAGUUCAGACUCCAGAUACAUCGAUGCUAUGGCAGAUUUUCUACUGUCUAAUGAAGACGCAAAUAAACAAUUAAUUUUAGCCAAAUAUAUUAGAAAAUUAUUACAGAUAUAUCAACGAUCAGGUGAACAAGGUUUGACGCACCUUCUAUUUGAUCAAUCAUUACCUGAAUCCAUAAGAAAAUGGGCGAUUUUGUCGCCUGUAGUCGAACAAAAGCAACCUGAGCUAAUUGUUGUUGAAGAAAAAGAAGAAGAAGAUGAUAAAAUAAAUGAGCCAGUGGCGAUUGAUCCUGAAUUAAUUAAAAAAUUAUUAAAUGAAGAGAGAGUAAAACCAAAGCCAAAGAAACCGAAAGAAGGUGAUGAGACGGAGAAGAAACUAACGAGUUUUCCACUAAGGAAAAAUCCAAACAGUGAACCUCAACCGCAAGCACAACCAAAAACAACUGCUGGUAUCGUUGCCAGUGACGAUAGUACAGAUCCGCCACGUUAUUUCAGCAAAACAUCUUCUGUUGAAAACACUGCAGGACCACGUCAUGAUAACAAUGAAAAACAAGAAAAACAACAAUCUCCUACACGUGAAAAAGAAGAAGACAACAGUGAAACAAUGAUUGUUGAUGAUAACAGGCAAAGAUCAACUCAGACUGAUAGCGAAGAACGAAGUAAGUGGCAAUUGUAUUUAGUUUAAAAUUUUCUUUGCGUCGAGCGAUAGAUAUGAGACAGUUACUUCACUACUAUAAAUCGAAUAGUAACUGCUUCAUUCAUUGCACUAGUGUUUUAAGAUUCGCAUUUUUCGAAAUAUAUAAUAUUUUUAAUCCUUUCCAAUGUCACGUAAACCGUGAUACAAAUUGUGAUUUUGUUUUUGGAAGAACAAUGUGUAUAGGAUUGCCAAAUGUCCCACAUUUCUAGUCUAUGUCUCCGACGAAAAUUUGGUAUCCUUUGUAAGGAUUUUCUUAAGCCGUUUAAUAGACUUUUCACGUUUCUUAUGCUUUCAUUUCAAUUUUCUCAAUGGCCUGGUAUGACAAAUAUGUGUUUUAUCUUGUCUCGAUGUAGGAAAAAAAUGGGGAGGGAAAUAGCGGUGUCAGUAUUUUGAUUAUAACUUUUUUCUUUUGGACCUGAUUGUUUUUCCAGAAGAUACACCCAUGGAUGGCGGAAGGGGCGGGCGACCGCCCGGGACGCUACAAAGCAAGGGGCGCCGGAGGCGCCUUGGUUUUCUAAUACUGAUCAGGCGCAUUUCAACAGGUACAGACAGAAGAGGUGGGGGCGCAAAAAUAAAUUUUCUCGCGGUAUCAUAAUUUUGCUCGCGCCGGCCCUGGAUACACGAUCAAAACCUCUACAAAUCUUGAUUAGACUGAUUUCUAGAGAAAGUUAAGGAGAAAAAUUAAACGAAGUAUACUCAACACGUGGAAACGGACCAAGCUAAAAAACCGUUUUGUCCAACUACUUCCAUUGAGAUGCGUGAUAUAAAAGAGGAUAACAUACGCAUUUUAUAACCCUUGAAAAGCUCUGUCAACUAGUAUUAGGCGAACAAAUGCUAAAUCAAUCUUUGAGACUUGCAUCGAUCUUCUUUUCUUCAAGACUUCCGAAAAUUCUGCUAUUUGAUUCUGUAGUUUCGAAGUUCCUGGAAAACGAAGCCAAAACAGCAUCUUUUGAGCUUGUUUUUUUCAAUUUUAAUGAGAAAUAACUCCUAUGCCAGAUUCAGCGGCGAAAAUUUGCCUUAAAGUUUCUUCUUAAAUUCAUAUGGCGAAAAAAGAGCAGAUUUUUGGUCAUUUUGAAAUAAAUUUUGGAAUGUUAGAUGUUUCAAUGUUUAUUUUGAUUCGAACGAACUCUGAACUGUAUGACGAGAAAGAGUACAUCUGAAAGUACUCAAAAACAUUUUCGCUUCUGCUUCGUUGUCUUUAGAGCUGUUUAAAAUACUCGAACGUUUGUAAAUCAAAAUAGCUUACGAGGGAACACCCCCAGGUGCCCCAUUUCGUUCAUUCAUACAUCAUUCGAUAGGGGACCUCGAGUAGGUAAAAAGCCUAAAAGGAUUUCGG